Messenger RNA from Saitoella complicata NRRL Y-17804, 942 nucleotides. RefSeq names its product AAA-domain-containing protein. The annotation marks the transcript as partial. The record is from RefSeq and is a predicted model, not a curated record. Gene Ontology annotation, cellular component: mitochondrial outer membrane. NCBI's taxonomy places the organism in Eukaryota, Fungi, Ascomycota, Saitoellomycetes, Saitoellales, Saitoellaceae. The transcript has a single exon. Gene Ontology annotation, molecular function: ATP binding; ATP hydrolysis activity.
AUGGAGGUGGGAUUGAAGCAAGCAGCGGAAAAGAAGCUUCUCCAGCGGCUCAGGGCCGAUGAGGAACGUCGCAGUCGGACAAAGCACCCGGCCGCGGAGCCCAAGAUUGUCAGACCGGCAGACUGCAGCAAGCAUGAACUACAGCUCCUGUCCGCAAUUGUCGACCCGCACACAAUCGACGAGGGCUUCGCCGACAUCCGCACUCCUCCAUCGACCGUUCAUGCGCUGAAGAAUAGUAUCUCUCUCCGUCUCAACCAACCCGAUGCCUUCAAGUAUGGUAUUCUCGCCAAGAAUCAGAUCUCUGGUGUGCUUCUUUACGGUCCGCCCGGGACCGGAAAGACACUGCUCGCCAAAGCCGUUGCAAAGGAAUGCGGUGCGCGUGUCCUUGAUAUCAAGGGCAGUGAGAUUCAAAGUAUGUGGGUCGGUGAAGGUGAGAAGAACAUCAAAGCCCUGUUCUCCCUCGCUCGUAAGAUUGCCCCGACUGUUAUCUUCCUGGAUGAAGUUGAUGCUCUUUUCGCCGCGCGUUCUGAGAAGGCGCAGCAAAAUCAUAGGGAGGUAAUUAACCAGUUCAUGGCCGAAUGGGACGGAAUCAGGAGUAAGAACCUGGGUGUUAUCGUGAUGGGUGCCACCAACCGUCCUUUCGACUUGGAUGAAGCCAUCCUCAGACGUAUGCCGAGAAGGAUUAUGGUUGAUCUGCCUACGGAGGAGGAUCGAUUGGCGAUCUUGAAAAUCCACUUGAAGGAUGAGAAGAUCCACGAUGAAGUCGACUUGAAGGCGCUGGCGAAACGCACGCUUCGCUACUCUGGCUCGGACCUCAAGAACGUCGUGAUCUCUGCUGCACUCACCGCUGUGUCCGAGGCGAUGGCGAAGAACCUCCCUGUCACGGAACGUGUGCUGACAAACGCGCACUUCGAGGCCGCAUUGAAGGAGGUCAAGAGUUCU